GCUCUCGUGUAACAUGCAGUUACACCAUGUAUUAUUCGCUUUAUUAUAAAAUCAAAACGAUGAGCUAACAAAGAACUCAGUAUUUGUUCAGUGCUACGCGAUGGUUUGGUUUCGUUCAGUGUGAUUCAUUUUAGUCUCAACAGUUACUGGUUAAAUUGUAUAAUUCAACAUGUACAAAAUGAAUCUAACCAAGUGUUUGGCCGCCAUAUUUUUGAUGGAGAUUGUUAUUGCAUCCGAACCGUUCGCGUCGGGUUUACCGCCUGCCAAAAUGGUCAAAGAAAUUAAACUCAUGCUGACUUAUACCGGAUGGAAAGACAUAUUGGAUAACGCGAAAACGAACACUGCCGGAAAACAGGUGGGUGACGAGUACGUGGCAAAGUUGUUCGAUCACAAGGAUGACAUUACAAUAGAGAACGUGUUGGCCGUUAACGAACACAUUACCCUCAUGUUGAACUGCAGGUACUCGAGUAGAUUUUUGUUCUUGUUAUACAUCCUAAUCCACCUGGCAACCGAAUGCGGAUACUUGGCUAUUUCGCCUCGACAAUCCGUUUUUCCUGCUUCACCGUUGAAUCCCUGCGAAGAAACAAUGGUGUCGGCGUUUAAGCUGACUUCGGUGGACUUAACGCACGCCAUCAGUGCGUUGAUGUAUUUGCAUAAGUUGGAAUCGACCAGAAGACUUAGCAGCGGCAUGCUUAUUAUCGGCAGCUCGUUAGUAAGACAUGUUGGCCGUUUGUUGGACUACUUGCAAGAGGCCGACCCGCCAAAACCAUUAAGUGCUAUCAGAAGGCAAUUGCUAACCUGCGUGAGUUCUUUGAAGCCUUUUAGCGAACAAUUGUGUGAAUAUUACACCAAUAAUUGUCGCGUGGAAACCGAUUACCUGGACCUAAUGGACAAUUAUAGUCAAGUGUUCAACGACGUACGACAACAAUUCAGUCUGGACCAGCGUUUGUCUUAUCUCCUAGGCAAUAUCGGUUAUGUCUCCGACGAUAUCACUGAACAAAACUUCAAGGCUUGCGGGUUUCUAUUCAGCAGUGACACGUUUAUGUGUACAUUAAGACAACCAGAAGCGUCUACAUCCUAAUAAUUCCAUAGACGUGAAAAAAAUGUGUGUUUUUAAAUAGUUUAAAUAAACAAUUGAUAACUUCAAACUUGAAGUUUUGAAUGGUUUUCAACAGUUUCUUCUUCUCUCUAUUUAAAUGAAACAAUAUUAGUAUUGUUUACACAUUAUUGUAAGUUAAAUUGUUUUUACGUAUGUGUUUAAGGUACAUUUUCGAAUAAGACUAUUUAUCUCUAUACAUGAAAGUCAUAUAUUUCUAAGACUAUUUUUAA
Adelges cooleyi (spruce gall adelgid) is the source of this 1329-nucleotide messenger RNA. RefSeq lists its product as uncharacterized. Bases 170 to 1081 code for a protein of 303 amino acids. The record is from RefSeq and is a predicted model, not a curated record. The transcript has 2 exons. Lineage: Eukaryota; Metazoa; Arthropoda; Insecta; Hemiptera; Adelgidae.